AUGCUGAGAACUGGUAGUUCGAAAAACACGGAGAAUCCAAAUGUAGAGGGGAUGAUAAAUUCUGGAGUUGAUGGAGUGAGGAGGACAAGGAGUUCAAGAAAGGAAGGACAUAUGGAUGACAGUCUACAAUUAGCAACACCUUUGGGUGAAAAGAGGAAGGAAGAAUUAAACUGGGAGGAGCAAACAUUGUUCGAAAAAGGAUAUAUGGAAUUGAAGUCUAUGAGUUUGGUGGAGAGAGUGACCUGUGAAGGAGAAAAUGAGCCGGCAAGCAUGUCUGGAGCAAGGAAGGGGGCGGCUGAAGUUGGAGGCGAGCAUUCGGAGAAGAUGACUUUAUCGGGUAUUGGAGAUGAGGAGAACAGCAGAAAGAUUGCUUGGAUUUAUGUAACAGCAGAAGAAUGCCGCCUCCUGAAAGUAAGUCGUGGGAAGCAGAAGAAAGAAAGUGAUGAGCUCAUGUUAGAAAACAGGUGGUUGACUACGACAAAUGAUCUUUUAAGGCAAGAGAAUGACGAGUUGCAGCAAAAGGUCAACCAAUUAAUAAGUGAGAACGAGCAUUUGCGGAAUCAAAUAUUGGACUUAACUACUCAUAUUACCACCUUUGACUUGGACCAACUGCUUGAAGCGUAUCACGCUGAGAUGGGAAGUACGCCAGCUGAGAACAGUAACGGCCUUUCUUCACUGGCUGUGGAAAUCAGGAAAGAAUUCCUAGCUAAAGCUAUUGGAACUUCUAUUAUUUGGACCCCUACUUCGGGGCUGAAGCUUGACAGUGCAGGUGUAUACGGUACUGUAUACAUCCCUUCUACUUGCGUUGGAGUGGCAGCUAGGGCACGUGCUUCUAUAAAUUUUGACCAUUUCCAGGCAAGCUCUAUAAUUAUCUUCCUUGCAGCAUGCUAUUUCAGUUAUAUGCACAGGACACUUGAAAUGCUCAAGGACCGGCCUUCCUGGUCACGAUUUUGUCGUGGUAUGGAUGUUAUUGCCAAGCAUCACACAAAUGAGGGAACUAUUGAAUUGAUCUACACCAAGUACUAUGCCCCGACUACCAUGGCUUUGGCUCGAGAUUUCUGGACGUUAAGAUACACUUCUAUUCUAGAUGAUGGCAGCUUGGUGGUAUGUGAGAAAUCAAUUUCUGGUUCUGAUGCUGGUGUAAAUUCUCCUUCUGCCCUUGAAUUCGUGAGAGGGAGGAUGCUGGCUAGUGGUUUUAUGAUUUGCCCUGGUCAGGGAGGAUCAACCAUACAUAUUGUUGAGCACUAUGAUAUGGAGGCAUCAUCUGUUCCGUUGGUGGUGCGCCCGCUUUACGAGUCAUCUGAAUUUCUCGGGAAGAAGACAAUUGUUCCUGCACUUCUCUAUAUUGAGCAUAUGGCCAGUGAGAUGAGUGGCAUACCAAGACCUUAUUGCCAUGAGAAUCCUGUUCUUUUGAGAUGGUUAUGCCUAAAACUUUCUAGGGGCUUCAAUGAUGCUGUCAAUUGUUUCUCUGAAGAUGGAUGGACACUGAUGGGUGCUAGUUCUUCUGAUGAUGUUAUUAUGUCCACCAAGAGAGCCACUAAUCUUGGAGUCUAUGCAAAUUGUGAUAGUAUACUUUGUUUGAAAGCCUCUUUGCUGCUUCAAAAUGUUUAUCCUGUAAGCUUGGUGAAGCUUCUGACGGAGUGUCGUUCGGCUUGGAUGGGUUUCAACUUCAAUGAACAUAUGGUAGCUUCAAGACCUGCUCUUUAUGCAUUUCCAGGACAUGAUAUUUAUCGUGUGUCUGAAUUUUCUUCACUGCUUGGCCAAAUCAAUAAUGAGGAUGAGGCACUGGAAAUAAUUCGUUUGGACUGCGCUGAUCGCCAGCGAAAUUACUAUUCAGUGGAUUUUAAUCAUUUGCAGAUGAACAAUGGAAUGGCGGACAAUGGCUUUGGAGCUUGCUCAGAACUAAUAUUUGCACCAAUUGACCUAACUACUCCUAAUGAUGCUCCUUAUUUAUCUUGUGGAUUUCGAAUCAUCUUGUUGGGUUCAGAUACAGAAAGCAGUAGCUCCCCUCUGUCAAUGCUGAUUCUAGCAUUUCAGUUUCCUUAUGAAACCCAACAUCUGGAUGAAAUUGCAGUUGUGGCUAAGCUAUAUGUGAAGUAUGUUAUUUCCUGUGUGAAAAUUAUUUCCGGUGAAGUAGCUUACUCGGGAUUCUGUCCUAAUGUGAACCCUGCCGAAGCAAGUAGUACCAUCGUCUCUCGAGAAACAAUUUAUGCGAACCUAGCUAACGUGAUACGCCAAAGCUAUAGAUCGAGUUUAGGUGUGGAUAUGGUUGGCUUGAACCCUGGGACUCCUAAUUUAUUGUUUGAUCAGAUCCACCGUCACCGUUAUGCUAUACUUUGUUUCUCGGCCAUGUCUAGGACAGUGUGUGAGUACGCCAACCGAACUGCUCUUAACGUGCUACAGAUGACACCAGGAAAUCUACAAAUUCUCACUGUGGAUAGCUUAUUUUGUGGCUCUGAUUUUUCACUUACUACUGUGUUCCAGAAUAUAAUGCUGCAGGGUUAUGUUUUUCUGCCACCUGGACGCUUUAUGUCUACAAUGACUCGUACGGUUUUUUAUGAACAAGCUUUGGUGUUGCAGUUGCAGCCUCCGGAUGGUUCUUUUAAUGGCUUUGCAUUGGUAUUCAUGGAAUUGUCCUUUAUCUAAGAAGUUAUUUGAGCUCUCUCUGCAGAUGCUCUUUUUUUAAAAAUAAAAAAUAAAAAAUCAUUGACAAUGGGAGAGUCUGUAUUGCUCUCUUACUUGGAUUUAAUUUUGA
Molecule: messenger RNA, 2755 nt
Organism: Striga asiatica
Lineage: Eukaryota; Viridiplantae; Streptophyta; Magnoliopsida; Lamiales; Orobanchaceae
Source: the annotation of a GenBank genome assembly